GGCGUGUUAGUUGGACUGCGGAGAGUUUCCGAGAAGGCUUACAAGAACAAUGUGUUUGACUUUAUCUAGAGACAUCUUGACUCUUCGUCAAACACUCAAUCUUCUGUGUCGUGUAGUUGUCGCAUUGUAAAGUCGAUGUAAUGAAGAAGAAAUCCUUAUCGAUUAGCAAUCCGCGGAACAAAUCCGGACAAACAGGCCAAACACUGACGCGCUUUGUUCCCGACAUCCGCCAAGGUGCCCAGACCUGCUCAUCAGACAACUGUGAAUAUUGACAUUGUGUCUCUUGAAAAUAAGCACGCCAGUUUACUCGCAUAUCAUAUCAAUAUGAGAGCCCCUGCUCAUUUUUAUGGCAAUGGACGACCCUUGGGGCUCGCCGUGGGCAGACGAAACACAAACUCCACACCCUAUUAAGCUGAAGGAGAACGGCUUCGCAUUCAAGCCGACAACCCCAGUCAAGGCAGCAAGCUUGGCUUUGGAGCAGAAGACGAGUUCUCCUUGGGACGAUCCAGACGAUGAUGGGUUUGGAGACUGGGCUGUCGGAACGCCGGAGAAGAAGGAAAAGGGCCUGGGACUCGACGGGGCAGAUGAUGGGUGGACGAGUAAUGUUGGGGAUGGGCCCGGAUAUCGCUUUACAAUCGAGGGCUCGCACGCGCUGUCAGGCUCGUUGAACAAUGAUGCUGCAAUAUCUGAUGAUCGCACGCCGAAUCUGGGGCUGAGUCUACUUCCGAAGCCUUUAGGCAUCCUGCGGCAGCCCUCACCAGAUCCUUGGGCCAUGGACACAAACCAGGAAGACGAGCUCGCAGAGACCCUUCCUGUAACAGCCGAUAGACAUGAUAAGGGGGCCAUCGCUGUGGAACCUAUGCUGGAUUUGAGCCAUGAUGAGGAGAUAACCCAGGUUGUGUCUCCCGUGGUUGUGGAGGAUGGAAUGCUGGCUGGGACGAUUGGAAUUGAAGAUAGCCUAACUACGACUAAUGGUGCAAAUGUCAUUGCGGAGGAGUCGAGUAGAAGCAACGGGGGGAGUGUCGAAACUCUGACGCCCAUUGAGGUUCACGAGCAGGAUGGAGACAUUCAAGUGGCCCAACAUGUACCCUCAAGACCGUCAUCCUCUCCGUCAGAGCACAGUCGCCAUGAUGACACGACACAAGACUCGCCGCGCACAUCUCUUGACGAGGAACCAAAACGUCCUUCUGUGGCAAGGAAAGUGUCCACGAAAAUUCAGGAACUGGUGGAGCACUUUGAUGGUCUUGCUAAACAAGAGGAGGUCGCCGUGCCAAUCGUGGGUAGAAUUGGCAGUCCGGCCCGGCAGACGGAAGAUGUGAGAGAUGUUGAAGAAGACGAAGAGGAGAUGGAUGAAUUUGGGGAUUUUGAGAAUGUGCAAUCCGAGACCGUUGAACCGAUGGACGAAAGGAGAGCAGAUCCUCCACCGAAGUCGCCUAUUCAGGAAGACUCUAAGGUUAAUGCUCGUGAACCAGAGGCUACCCAUGAAGUGUCCCAAGCUCGGGUCGUACCAAAGGAUCUUGGGCCCGUCGAAUUUACCGUCGACGCAACUGCCCUUGAUCGAAUAUACUCUCACACGGAAGCAAAGCCUCCCCCAGAGAAAGUCUUCAUUCCAGACGUUGCCUCUCAUGAUUCAUUCUCUUCUACUGAGGAACGGAAAACUUGGUACAGAAUCUCAAGAUAUGGGACGAUGCGGAAAUACAACACCGGAGACGAUGAGAACUACGUACGGGUGAACUGGACGCAAUCUCAAGUUCGUGCAGAGACAUUGAAAACUGUGGCCCGAUGGAUAGAAGAAGACCGAAUCAGUGGCCGGGUGGUCCUAGGUGGUGCCAGCAAAGGGAGCUCUAUCUUUGGCUGGAAUGACUCCAAAGCUGCACCUGUACCACUCGCUGCAGCAUUUGCUAUCAAUAAUGGCAAGCAAAAAGCUGUGCCAGCAGCAAUUGAGCCGGUUGUGGAGAUCCCCAGAGAGUGGCCUAAAGGCCUUGUUCGAACUCGGUCAACGUCCAGAAGUCCCUCGCUAUCAAAAGCAAGGAGAAAGAGCUCGACUAAAUCCAUCACGACUGAAGAUGCAAAGCCACAAUUGUCCGUUGCAAAUUUUGGGUGGAAUGCCGCCCCUCCGAGCAUGCAAGAUUCAAAACCACAAUCGCCAGUGCACAAGAAGAAUCCCUCCUGUUCGAGUUCCGGCGCUCCACUGGCAGCAGGCAAGAUAGCCCCAGCUCCAAUACCAACUGCUAGUCGAGUUUCUUCUCCACUCGCAGAACCUACGAAAAGAGAUAUAGCAAUGAAUGGAACACCUCCCCGCUCGCAUUCCAUUGCUAAUACUAGCAUAUCGAUCCCACCAUUUCUCAAUACUUCAAAUAUUACCAACGACGAUGGUGAUUGGGGUGAAUUGGUUUCUUCGCCGUCAACCAGCGUUACACCAGCUAUUCCAUCACCAUCACCAUCAAAAUCACUUCACAAAACAACAGGAAACCUGGGCUCGGCAUUCCCACGAACAGCUCCAACACUAGAGCCAACGAGCGUACACUUUCAACCGCUCAAACUAGAGCAAACAGUUGAUAGGGCCAGCAAUUUUAACGAAAGUUUAUCACUCCCAACUACGAAUUCUAUGACCAUUAACACCACAAACACAUUUGGUCAAAAUGGCUUCACAACAUCCAGCAACCAUUACAUGGGAACUGCCUUCAGUCCAAAUGCACAAACAGUUCGUCAACCUGCGACAGCUGUAAGUGUUGAUCCAUGGGCAUCCGCAGAUUUCUCUUUCUUCGAGAGUAGCACGGCCGGUGUCUCGAAGGCACCUAAUGCUCCGAUACCGAAGUCCAUGCCGAAGUCUGUUACUUUUAGCACUCCUGCUGUGACGUCGAUCCCUCCGCAGAACCCGAAGUCAAGAGAGGAGAUCGAGCAAGAUCGAAUAGUGCAAAGUGUCGUUAAGGGGCUACCGGACUUGUCAUAUAUGCUGAGGAAAUAGCCCUAGGAGGGAGGUUGCUAGGUACGGGGAGUUUCAAAGGAGCAUAUACAUGAGGUUGGGUUGUCCACAUGCAUUUCUAGCGCGGGAGUAUAUUUUAAUGGGACAGACCCAA
Messenger RNA from Hyaloscypha bicolor E, 3080 nucleotides. RefSeq lists its product as uncharacterized. The transcript has a single exon. Lineage: Eukaryota; Fungi; Ascomycota; Leotiomycetes; Helotiales; Hyaloscyphaceae. The record is from RefSeq and is a predicted model, not a curated record. Bases 347 to 2968 code for a protein of 873 amino acids.